Messenger RNA from Nerophis lumbriciformis (worm pipefish), 1522 nucleotides. RefSeq lists its product as uncharacterized. Lineage: Eukaryota; Metazoa; Chordata; Actinopteri; Syngnathiformes; Syngnathidae. Gene Ontology annotation, molecular function: DNA-binding transcription factor activity, RNA polymerase II-specific; RNA polymerase II cis-regulatory region sequence-specific DNA binding. Gene Ontology annotation, biological process: regulation of transcription by RNA polymerase II. The record is from RefSeq and is a predicted model, not a curated record.
AAUAUUUUUCGGAUGUGGAGAAAACAACCAGAUGAAGCCAAAUCGUGGGAAACGGUUCGGUUUAAAAGAAAACAAAAAAUGGAACAACAUCGUCAAUCAGUUUUAAACCCCGAACCCAAGUUAAAACGUGAAGUGCUGCCAUCAGAUGUCCUCAAAGUGGUUGUUGUGAAAGAGGAGGAGCCAGAGCCCUCCCGCGUGAAAGACAAAGACAAGGAAGCUGACAAGUUCCGUGUGAAAAGUGAAGGAGAUGACGGAGAGCAAGCUGGAUGGUUACAACUUCAUUGCAGUGAGGAGACGAGUCGUCAAGACUAUGUUUUAAGUCCAUUGUCAGACUGUGAAGACACAACAUCACAAUCUACUGACCGUGAUGACAGCGACCACACUGAAGAACCUCUGAAGACUAACAAACACUCGGAAGGUGACCACAACAAACCCCUGAAAUGUUCGCCAUGUGACAAAAGUUUUGUUCAAGAGAAGAAUCUGACGAGACAUAUGAGGACCCACGCAGGAGACCAGACUCUGGCUUGUUCAUUUUGUAGCAGGAUGUUCAAGCAGCGUUCAGAUUUAAUAGUUCACUGUCGCAUUCACACUGGAGAGAAACCUUUCACUUGCUCGGUUUGCGGCGGAAGCUUCUCCCAAAAAGGCAGUUUGGUGAGACACACAAGAGGACACACAGGAGAGAAACCUUUUUCAUGCUCAGAGUGCGACGCAAGCUUCCGUCGGCGAUCAGCUUUGGUCAAACACACGAGAACGCACACUGGAGAGAAACCUUUCCCCUGCUUGGUGUGCGCUAAAAGGUUCUCCGAUAAAAAAAACAUGACGGUUCAUAUGAGAACGCACACGGGUGAAAAACCUUUUUGUUGCUCGGUCUGUGGUGAAAGAUUCUCUGAUAAGAAAAAUAUGAUGAUUCACAUGAGAACACACAGCGGAGAGAAACCUUUUUGCUGCACAACUUGCGGCGAGCGAUUCUCUCAGAGGUGCAGUUUGAUGAGACACACAAGGACUCAUACGGGAGAGAAACCUUUUUCCUGCUCAGUUUGCACCAAAACCUUCUCAGUGAAGAAAAACAUGAUGACGCACAUGAGGACACACUCUGGAGAAAAACCAUUUGCUUGUCCAAUUUGUGCUAAAACUUUCUCAAUUAAGAAAAAUAUGAUGACGCACAUGAGAACGCACACUGGAGAAAAACCGUUUUCAUGCACGGUUUGUGCGAAAAAGUUCUCAGAUAAGAAAAACAUGAUGAUACACAUGAGGACACACACGGGAGAAAAGCCUUUUCCUUGUCCAGUGUGCGCUAAGAGUUUUUCCGUGAAGAAGAACAUGAUGAGACACAUGAGGACGCACACUGGUGAGAAACCCUUCUCCUGCUCAGUGUGCAAUGAAAGGUUCUCUCAAAAGGGAAGCAUGAUGAGACACACAAGGACGCAUUUUCCUCAUUGACCCAUGCUGAUGAAUGAGGUCCAUGUGGACAAACAACAAGAUGUCAUCGUUGGAAGUGAAUGUGAUGGACAUGACAUUUUAU